GCGGACACGUCACGCGCCGGGCCGCCGCUAAGCGCGACUCACUUUUUUUUAUGGAUCUAUUUGUCUUUGUAUAAAAACGUCAACAGUUCCCGGUUUAUCCCACUGGAUGGAUUUAUUCAUUGCUAACCGGGUUACCUCACUGUAAAAUGGAGGAUAGUUUUGAUUGUGACUGUGGUGAGCUUGAGCCACCUGAUCAUUGAGGGGAGCAGUACUGUGCUAGGGACAGCUGAGACUCUAGAACCUUGACCACGUGGUCAAAACAGGAAGGAAAAGUGGAGAAAAUAAACAAACAAAUUCCAGUACUGCUAAUGGGCAGUGUAGAAUGAAACGGCCUGAGAUCAGUCACACACUGAAUGUACCUGCACUGUGAAGAUGGUAUCCAACAUUUUUAUAGCGUGUCAUAUAUUAAGAUCUAUUUAAACUGGCCUCAAAGUUCCUCCCACUGUAGUCUUUUCAACGUUCAUUUGUGUUAAGAUUUGGAAAGGAAUCCGUUCUAAAAACUUCAUAUAGUUUAUAUAAGAAAUGACAGAAUAUCCUGGCCACAUAUUGGAGUGUUUUCUGAGACUGCAUCGGGGGAAACUGUGAGAGCCAGACUAGCAGAAAAAAGAUUGUGUCACCCUCAAGAAAUUAAUCCCCUCUUGCCAGUGUUACUGGAGGGGGAAAAAAUUACAAUUCAAGUGCGUUGGGUCUCCCGAAAAACAACAAAAACACCACAACCUCAAGAAAAUGGCUGAGAAGUUUGAAAGUCUCAUGAACAUUCAUGGCUUUGAUCUGGGCCCUCGUUACAUGGACAUGAAGCCCAUGGGCUAUGGCGGCAGUGGCCUGGUGUUCUCGGCGGUGGACAACGACUGUGACAAGCGUGUGGCAGUGAAGAAGAUUGUGCUCACCGAUCCCCAGAGCGUAAAGCACGCACUGCGCGAAAUAAAGAUCAUCCGUCGCUUAGACCAUGACAAUAUUGUGCGGGUUUUUGAGACACUGGGCCCUGGCGGGCGGCAGCUAGUUGAGGACGUGGGCUCCCUGACGGAGGUCAGCUCAGUGUACAUUGUACAGGAGUACAUGGAGACGGACCUGUGCCGGCUGUUGGAGCGAGGGCAGCUCUCUGAGGACCACGCCCGCCUCUUCAUGUACCAGCUGCUGCGUGGCCUGAAGUACAUCCACUCCGCUAACGUGCUACACCGUGACCUCAAGCCCGCCAACCUCUUCGUCAACACCGAGAACCUGGUGCUUAAGAUCGGGGACUUUGGCCUGGCACGUGUCCUGGACCCACACUACUCGCACAAGGGCCAUCUCUCCGAAGGACUCGUCACCAAGUGGUACCGGUCUCCCCGCCUCCUCCUCUCCCCAAAUAACUACACCAAAGCCAUCGACAUGUGGGCGGCUGGCUGCAUCUUCGCUGAGAUGUUAACAGGGAAAACCCUCUUUGCAGGUGCCCACGAGCUGGAACAGAUGCAGCUGAUCUUGGAAUCCAUCCCUGUGAUCCACGAGGAGGACCGACAGGAGCUGCAGAGCAUCAUUCCUGUGUUUGUCAGGAAGGACAUGUCCGAGCCCCAGGCUCCUCUAGCAAAGCUGCUCCCGGGGGUCAGCAGAGAGGCCCUUGAUUUCCUGGAAAAAAUCCUGACUUUCAACCCCAUGGACCGCCUGACAGCAGAAGAAGCCUUAGCUCACCCCUACAUGAAUGACUAUUCUUUUCCCCUGGAUGAGCCCAUCUCGAGUAACCCCUUCCAUAUCGAAGAUGAAGUGGAUGACAUCCUGCUGAUGGAUGAGAGCCACAGCCAGGUUUACAACUGGGACAGAUACCAUGAGAGCCAGUUAUCAGAUCAAGAUUGGCAUCUGCACAGCACCCACGAGGCAGAGGAAGUCCAGCGAGACCCCCGGGCCAUGUCUGAUGUAAUGACCGAAGAAGAGGUGCAGGUGGACCCCCGCAAGUACUUGGACGGAGAUUGCAUAAAGUUCAUGGACGAUCAGGCCUUUGUCUCUCGCUUCCCCUCUGAACGCUCCUGGCACUAUGAAGACCACCAUGAGAACAAGUACUGUGACCUGGAGUGUAGCCACACUUGUAACUACAAGGCGGUCUCCUCACCAUACCUGGAUAAUCUGGUGUGGCAUGAGAGUGAAGUCAACCACUAUUAUGAGCCCAAGCUCAUCAUCAACCUCUCCAACUGGAAGGAGCAGAGCAAAGACAAGACGGACAAGAAGGGCAAGUCCAAGUGUGAGAAAAACGGGCUGGUCAAGGCACAGAUCGCUUUGCAGGAGGCCUCCCAAGACCCAACCGAGAAAGACAAGGAGCAGGAAAAGCACCAGGGCUUCGAUUUUGAUUCCUUCAUAGCCGGCACCAUCCAGCUCAGCCUACCGCCAGAGCCAAGCCUGGAAGUGGGAUUUCUCAAUGAGCUGAAUAGCUCAGUGUCCCAGCUGGAGCUCCGAAGCUCCAUGUCGAAAUCUGUUAGUCAGGAGAAGGAAGAGAAGUGUCUGGUGAACCUUGCUCAGCAGGAGGGACGCACACCCAGCCCUUGGGAGACGGAGCCGGAAGAGAAUGGAUGGAUCCAAACGGCACACUGGGAAUCCAGCAAUGAUGAAAAGGAGACCACCUACACAAGCUACCUGGAUCGGCUCUUCUGUAAGAAAGAAGAGGUGGUAGAAGCUCUAGAGCCAGAGGUCUUGGAGAUGAAGGAGGUGGAUGAGGGCUUUCUCCCCAGAAAUGGUGAGAUCAUGUUCAAUGUACAGCUGGAGUCCUUGGCCCUGCCUGGAUUUGAAGGCCCUGCUGAUUCAUCCCUCAAGUCCAUACAGGCCACACUGACACCACCAACUGUCAGGUGCUCCCCUCAGAUUGCCCACAAAACAUACAGCAGCAUUUUGAAACAUCUAAAUUAAAGAUCAGUCACACUGCAAAGAAUUAUUUUUCAUUGUAGUAUUCAUAUUAUUUUGUAUGACUCAUCUCAUUUUUAUGUAUGGUUACUUUUAGUAUUUUUUUAAAUAUAACACGGAGUUUAAACACUUGUGACGAGCGUCAUUAGACACUCUGAAAAGUUACGGGGAUUUACAGGCUCACCCGUGUUUGAAAGCUGGUGUAUCAUUUGAACACAGUGUACUGUAGACUAAGGCUGCUCAUCACUGGGAUGUAGUUUGCAGUGUCUGUCAGGCUAUGGUAGUUACCGAGACACUGAACCAACCUGCUUCAUCCAGUUGCUGUCCAGUCAGUCUGUUUCGGGCACUUUCUCCAGCUGUGAAAGCUUUAUGGAGUUUUCUGGAUUGCUGUAACCGAGAGUUGAGUAACUUUGCUGUAGAAUUGCAAAUCUCGAGAGAGGAAAGAUCAGUCAUGAAAAAAAUGCACUAAAAUUUAUGGGAGAACUUUUCACUGACACCUCAACACAGAUUUCAGCUUUUCCCCCCUCUUUUCUUUUCAAACCAACUUGAAGAUUAAUAAAUUCCCCCCAAAGGUUGAUAUCUAUUACAAUACUGUACCAAGUGUGUUGCCACAUCAGCAACUGAUAAAUGUAGGACUUUGUAAACAUGUUAUCUACCUCAGGGUAACAGUGAAAUGUUGAAAACUACACUAGUGCUUUACACACAUUUGCCCCUGACAAUAUAGUGCAAAUUCUGCUUUUUUUCCCUCCAUUUGCCAUAGUGAAGUGUUAUCAUCAUGGUUUAUUUAUUUUCAAUUUAAGAAAGAGUUGUAUUUAUUUUUAAGGACAUUUUUGUUUGAAGCAGGCAAAUAUCCAUACUCAUUGGUCUCUGUGCUAUGGCGAUGUGAAGUCAUUACAAUCAAAUGCAAAUGACUUGUUAGCUUUAUUUAUCACAGCCUGUUUCCUUAUGGAAAGCUUUUAUGUAUAGGUGCAUUUCAUUCAGAGGGGAAAAUGCUUUAUGGGAUUGAAAAUGGACCUACUAGUCUUAUUUUUAUUUUUUUUACAUAAUGUACUGUUCAUUUGGUAAGACGAAACUAAUGAAAGGUACAACACAUUAGGACUUAAGCGAAAUGCUAAUUUUACAUUCAUUUUAAUUGUUUUUAUUUUUCUUUAAACAAGCAUGAUUGAAUUAGGUUUAAGUGUAGUAAGUAGAAAAUAGAACUUGUUUUGCCUAUUAAUAAAUACUGGUACGUUUUCCCCGUUUGUUCCCCUGUUCUAAAGCAAAGUUGAAAUUAAAAUGGCGAGUAAAAAUAAAA
Brienomyrus brachyistius is the source of this 4156-nucleotide messenger RNA. RefSeq names its product mitogen-activated protein kinase 6-like. Gene Ontology annotation, molecular function: ATP binding; MAP kinase activity. Gene Ontology annotation, biological process: cell surface receptor signaling pathway; intracellular signal transduction; protein phosphorylation. The coding region runs from base 727 to 2868 and encodes 713 amino acids. The transcript has 6 exons. Lineage: Eukaryota; Metazoa; Chordata; Actinopteri; Osteoglossiformes; Mormyridae. Gene Ontology annotation, cellular component: nucleus; cytoplasm. The record is from RefSeq and is a predicted model, not a curated record.